This is a messenger RNA of Aspergillus oryzae RIB40, 1035 nucleotides long. RefSeq lists its product as uncharacterized. The transcript is spliced from 6 exons. Bases 1 to 1035 code for a protein of 344 amino acids. NCBI's taxonomy places the organism in Eukaryota, Fungi, Ascomycota, Eurotiomycetes, Eurotiales, Aspergillaceae. The record is from RefSeq and is a predicted model, not a curated record.
AUGGGAGAUACUGGGACCUAUGUCCCGAAUUUUGAUGGGGAGAAUAGAGUUGACCCCAGCGUUGUUGCCAACUUACCUAAAGGAUGUCGUGUUGUAUCCACAGAGAGUCAUGGAAUCAGCUUUUGGGGCCACACUGGCCGCAUAAAUGUCGAAUUAGAGGACGGAACUCCGUUCUCAUUCUUCAUGAAGGUUGUGUCUAACGAACGCGGCAAGAACAUGGUUCAUGGGGAAUACGAGUCAAUGAAGGCGAUACACACUCUUCUGCCGGACUUCGCACCAAAGCCAAUCGCAUGGGGAACUUACCAGGACGUUCCAGACAUGCAUUAUCUUCUAUGUGACUAUCGAGAGAUGACAGAUGACAUGCCAGAUCCACAUAAAUUUGCUGCGCGCCUUGCGACUCUGCAUGAAAGCAGUAAGUCGCCGACGGGAAAGUUUGGCUUCCACAUGACUACAUACAGCGGCAAUCUACCUCAGAUGACCGAGUGGGAAGACAGCUGGGAGACUUUCUUCGCAAAAAGUUUGAAGAAAGCCCUUGAUCUGGAGAUAAAGGCAAAAGGACCAGACCCAGAACUAGAUCAUCUGCUCCCGCUCCUCUUUGACAAAGUUAUACCUCAUCUGCUGCGUCCGCUUGAGUCAGAUGGCCGGUCUGUAAAGCCCUCGCUUGUUCACGGAGAUUUGUGGUAUGCAAACUCAGGGAUUGACGUGGAGACGGGCGACUCUCUUGUGUUUGAUGCCUGCUCCUUCUACGCGCAUAAUGAAUAUGAGUUUGGCCAGUGGCGGCCUAUCUGUAACCGAUUUGGCGACGAAUACCUGGCAGCGUAUCACUCAUAUGUCCAGGUAUCGGCACCUGAAGAAGAUUAUGAUGGCCGGCUGGAUCUUUACAAGUUGAGAUUCAACACUCAUGUCUCUGCCUUAUUCACAGAGAAUCACACACUUAGAGAGCAUAUCGCCACGUCACUCGGCACCCUCCAUGACAUGGCAAUGUUCAUUAUCGCUGUGAAUAUGGACACGCCGAAACCACGACCGUUCAAGUAA